UGGGCGAGGAGCGGGGAGCAGCCAUGGCCCCCCCCGCGCAGCCGGGGGUGCCGGGCGGGCGCGGCUCUAAGGUGCCCCCGGCGCGGAAGCUGCUCUGCAUGUGCAGCCUCUCGCUCUGCCUCACCUACCUGUGCUACAGCUUGAUGGGGGGCGCGGGCCCGGCCGCCCUGCGUUCCCCGGCCGCGCUCCCCGCCACGGCGGCCCCCGGCGCCCCGCGUUCCCCGGCCGCGCUCCUGGGCACGGCAGCCCCGCGCUCCCCUCCCGGCCCGCCCGGCAGCGCCGCUGCCCCCACCGCCUCCGCCGCUCCGCCGCGGGCCUCCAACGGCAGCCGGGACGCGGGCGCCUGGACGCGGACGCCGCUGGCCCCCGGGGAAGCGAUCGCGGCGCAGAGCGGAGCCUUCGAGAGAGACCCGCAGGAGUCCAGCACCACGGACGAGGAGCUGAGCCGCGCCGGGAGCCGCGGCACCACGCCGGACUACGGCGAGAAGCGGCUGCCGCAGGCGCUCAUCAUCGGGGUGAAGAAGGGCGGGACGCGGGCGCUGCUGGAGGCCAUCCGCGCUCACCCCGACGUGAGGGCUGUGGGCACCGAGCCCCACUUCUUCGACCGCAACUACGAGAAGGGGCUGCAGUGGUACAGGGACGUGAUGCCCAAGACAUUGGAAGGCCAGAUCACCAUGGAGAAAACCCCCAGCUACUUUGUGACCAACGAGGCCCCCAGGCGCAUCCACUCCAUGGCCAAGGACACCAAGCUGAUCGUGGUAGUUCGCAACCCAGUCACCCGCGCCAUCUCGGACUACACGCAGACGCUCUCCAAGAAGCCAGAGAUCCCCACCUUUGAGGUGUUGGCCUUCAAGAACCGGACCCUGGGGCUGAUUGACGCUUCCUGGAGCGCCAUCCGCAUCGGCAUCUACGCUCUGCACCUGGAGAACUGGCUGCAGUACUUCCCCCUCUCCCAGAUCCUCUUUGUCAGUGGUGAGAGGCUCAUCACAGACCCAGCUGGGGAGAUGGCCAAGGUCCAGGACUUCUUAGGCCUCAAGAGGAUUGUGACAGAGAAACAUUUUUAUUUUAAUAAAACCAAGGGGUUCCCCUGUCUAAAGAAGCCGGAGGACAGCAGUGCUCCCCGGUGCUUGGGCAAGUCCAAGGGUCGGACUCACCCCAAAAUAGACCCUGACGUCAUCCACAGACUGCGGAAGUUUUACAAACCAUUCAAUGUCAUGUUUUACCAAAUGACAGGCCAGGAUUUCGAGUGGGAGCGCGAAGAAAGUGAGAAGUAGAACCAAGAAAUCGGGAAGAGAGCUCUUUCCUUUUGAGAUGUGAAUCAUCCUUAGAGACCCGGAACUCAUGCAGGGCUGAAGGCUUGGGCUUGUAAGCACAACACUCGCGUGGUUGGGGCUGCAGCUGGAGGUGAACAGCAUGGCCAGCUCUGAAACCUUGGUGAUGUGUCACCUCUAGGGUGUUUGGCCUGGGCUCUAUCCUCCCGAGGGAUCAGGGAAUGGGCAGGAGGAGAAGGUGUGGUGUGGGUGAUGGGCGCUUCGUGUCCACGUUCUGCUGAUGGCGUGUCCCUGUGCCACGCAGGCAGCAGCAGGAGGUGUGCAGAACCCAGCAGCACCACAAACCAAGAGGUCUGAUUUCCCCUGCCCUGGCUUAAAGUUUUGCUCACGCAGCAGCAUGAGAUCUGGUGAAUUCAGGCCGUGCAUUCACAAGCACCUUGGCAUUUGUAUGUGGAAGGAAUAAAGCCAGUUAUGCUGCAAAGGAACUCUGUACAGAAACAUAAUUUGCACCAGAUGUUCCAGUUACUUGUUGCACUAAAACUCGUAUUUACCAAGUGCCACAAAUCCUGGGCGCGAUUCUCCUCUCACUGGUGACCGUUGCUCCACUGAUGGAAGAGAACCGUUCUGAUGUAUGGGGAGAGAACCUUUCUAAUUUAUAGGGCUGCUCAGUGAGACCAGAAUCGGGGCCUUCCCCCCACAUCCCAAGGCCUCACUGCAGGUCUUGGGCACUGCCUGGGGGCCGGGCACUCUCCAUGGGAUCCCGGCCAUGGGGACAGCUUUCCCACCGUGGCCCUGGUAUUGUGGCUCAUGUGCACCUCGUGGACCUGCUCCUGCUGCUGGCUGCUGCCAACGGGCUGUGCGAAGUCCCAAAGCAGCCUUUGUCUUCACUUCAAAUCCGUUACAAAAAAGCAAUUAAUUCCCAGGGUGAGCACUGCUCCACAAACAUAUGUGUGUGUUCUAGUGGAAAUGACCGAGUCAUACGCUCAGCCAAAUUUGCAAAUCCUGGUAGAAGCUAUGGAACAAACCCAUAUCUUAACUGAAUCCUCAGCAGUGCGCUGAGAGCUGCGUGCUGGGACCGGCGGAGAGCAAGGCAGCAGCACUUGGAAACAGCUGCUGCUUUCCUGACCAUUAUCGAGAGAAAAACAGGAAGAGAGAGAGCAAAAGAAAAGUGAAGAGCUAUUGCUCCCCUUGUACGGGUGAUUUCUAGCACAAGUGUUGCUCCUGUCCUCCUGUAGUACUGCGGCUGCUGCACAGCUCCCAGUGCCUCACAGGAGUAGCAGAGAUGCAGUGUGAGGUGGCUUUGGGAGGACCAGGACUCAGUUCUGAUUAUGGUGGGAAGAAAACCCCACUGAUCCAACUAACCAAAUGAAAACAGUGUUUCAUUAGCUAAAAAGCUGAACCUGCUCUGGGUUUCAUGGUCUGUCAUGUGGGUCAUUACACUAAAGGCAGUGCUGGUGCCUUGGACCGGGAGAAGAAAGAGCUGGAUUCAUUCUGAAAAUUGCACUGUGUAGGGGUACAGCACAGCUCUGUGCUGAGCAGCUCCCUGCUGAAGUUACAUCAGCUUCCAUCGUUCUGGAUUAGGUUUCAAAGCAGCUCCUGUCCUGGCAUAACAGUUUUUUACUGAUCCUCAGACCCCCAAAUUAUUGUGUGAUAAUUGGAAGUAUGUAAUAGGAAUAACCUCAUGGUGUGUCACAUGCUGUUAAAAUGUCAUACCUUCUUCCGAGCGUGGGCUGCCCCAGUGCCACACAGUGUGAGCACUCAGCAGGAGGACAAGGUCUGGGGCACUGCAUCACACAUCUCCUCCGUGACAACACCUGGACUCUCCAGGAGACCCACACUCGCGUCCUGCCACCCUCCUGGUCCACACUUUUUGCCAUAUUUGCAGAGUUUUAUUUUUUAUACCAGCCACAACCUCGAGCCCAAGGCUGGGAGCACACGUGGCACUGAGGGGUCAGGCUGUGGGGCUGUGCUCUGCUGACUGAGACGUGGCUGCUCUGUGCCCCAAACGCGUGCGUCUGCAUCGCCAACGUGGAGCUUUGACAGAGGAGUUGUUUGGCCAGAGAGCGGCCUGCCAAAAGAGAGAGUCAGGUUAAUAAUACCUUUUUAAAAAACCUAUUCAAAUGUCAGCAUUACAAUACACAGGAAAUUGAAUUUUGUAUUUGAUUUCAAUUAGCAAAGCAUAAAUUAUAUUUAAUUUUAUACACAGACGGGUGAUUCAUUGUUCUGGAGGGCUGGUGCUGCAUGGUGCAGAGACUGAAAAUGGAGUGUUGUUGGUCUUUUCUGAACCCCAGUCACUGUGCUCUCACCACCUCCCAAACGUGUCUCUGUCUGUCCGUGUCCCUCUGUACUACACAGUGUGA
This is a messenger RNA of Tympanuchus pallidicinctus (lesser prairie-chicken), 3631 nucleotides long. It is a transcript of the gene HS3ST4, whose product is annotated as heparan sulfate-glucosamine 3-sulfotransferase 4. Bases 24 to 1274 code for a protein of 416 amino acids. Gene Ontology annotation, molecular function: [heparan sulfate]-glucosamine 3-sulfotransferase activity. The record is from RefSeq and is a predicted model, not a curated record. NCBI's taxonomy places the organism in Eukaryota, Metazoa, Chordata, Aves, Galliformes, Phasianidae. The transcript has 2 exons.